Boeremia exigua is the source of this 4005-nucleotide messenger RNA. Its product is annotated as Sodium/hydrogen exchanger family-domain-containing protein. The transcript has a single exon. Gene Ontology annotation, biological process: proton export across plasma membrane; regulation of membrane potential; sodium ion export across plasma membrane. Lineage: Eukaryota; Fungi; Ascomycota; Dothideomycetes; Pleosporales; Didymellaceae. Bases 483 to 3767 code for a protein of 1094 amino acids. Gene Ontology annotation, cellular component: plasma membrane. Gene Ontology annotation, molecular function: sodium:proton antiporter activity. The record is from RefSeq and is a predicted model, not a curated record.
ACAUCUGCGGUGUACGCCUCGUGGUUCUAAGCUUCAACGACUUUGCGCCCAGCUGAGCUUUGAGUGUUAGUAAGCCUUGAAGACCCUUCCUUCCACAGGCUUGGGAUCUCUUCACAUUCUUCUUUCUCGAGCAUCACUGAUCCGUCACCGCAGGCACGACACGCCUCCCCACAUCCCCGCUAGCCCUCGUCUCCACGACUCCCAGACGUCACUGCCACUCGGGCAACUUUGGAGCGGCGACACGCACGCACAUAUACAUGCAUCCGACCCGAGCCUCGCAUUCUCCCACCUCCGGCCGCGCCCAGCAGUACGGCCCCAGCCCUUCGAAUACCGCUCCUUGACUGCGGUCGCAAAUCAGCGUUCUUGUUCGUGCUGCAGCCUCUCCAAGCUUUCACACAAGCCUGAGCAGCCUCUGGGCACUACCCACCCCAAAUCCACCGCAAGCCGGCUAACCGGCACCGCGACGCGAUCCUACCAACACCAUGGCGUGGGACCACCUUUCCAUCAACAAGCCGCACUUGGUGUACAUCAUCUUGGGCGGCUUUACCACCCUGUUCAUGCUGUGCUCCUCGGUGAUCAAGGAGCGCCUGUACAUUGGUGAAGCGACAGUCGCGACGCUGUGCGGUAUCAUCUUCGGUCCGCACGCCGCGAACCUGAUCGACCCAGGAACCUGGGGCAACGUAGACUUUAUCACAUUGGAGUUCUCGCGCAUCGUCUUGGUCGUGCAAUGUUUCGCUGUCGGUGUUGAGUUGCCAAAGGCCUACAUGGAGAAGCACUGGCGGUCUGUCGUGUUGCUGCUUAUUCCCGUCAUGACGUUUGGCUGGCUCGUCACGAGUCUGUUUAUCUGGGGUCUGUUCAGCUCCCAUGUGAACUGGCUCGACAGUCUCUGCAUUGCUGCUUGCGUUACCGCGACCGACCCUGUCUUGGCUUCGUCGGUUGUUGGUAAGGGCAAGUUCGCCAAGCGAGUCCCAAAGCAUUUGCGAGAUUUGCUCUCCUGUGAAUCUGGAUGUAACGACGGCAUGGCGUUCCCCUUCGUCUACCUGGCUAUCUACAUAAUCCGGUACAAGCACCACCCCGAGAAGGUCGCUCUCCACUGGUUCUGCUAUACCAUCCUUUACGAGUGUAUCUUCGGCGCCAUCUAUGGCGUAGUCAUUGGGUACAUUGCUCGUCGUGCUAUCAGAGCUGCCCACGAGAGAGACCUCAUCGAUCGAGAGAGUUUCCUUGUGUUCUACUUCGUUCUGGCUCUGUGGUGCGCUGGCUCUGGCUCGCUCCUCGGUAUGGACGACCUUCUUGUUGGCUUUGCCUGCGGAGUAGGCUUCUCCAACGACGGAUGGUUUCUUGAGAAGACGGAGGAAUCGCACGUGUCCAACGUCAUCGAUUUGCUCAUCAACUUGGCCUUCUUCGUCUACUUCGGUGCAAUCAUCCCCUGGGCGCAGUUCAACGAGCCCGAAAUUCUCGGCCUCAGCCCGUGGCGUCUGGUUGUACUUGGAUUGUUGGUCCUUUUCUUCCGUCGAAUCCCGGUCAUGCUCGCGCUCAAACCUAUCAUCCCGGACAUCAAGACGUGGCGUGAGGCUCUUUUCGCUGGUCAUUUUGGACCCAUCGGAGUCGGCGGCCUUUUCGUCGCUAUUCUUGCGAGGGCUGAGCUUGAGACCGAAAGCACUACUCCUCUGGCUCUGGCUGACAUCCCUGAACCAGACUUCGAGCAUGCCAACAUUAUUGAAAUGAUUUGGCCCAUCACGUGUUUCUUGGUCAUCGUCAGUAUCAUCGUUCACGGAAGUUCUAUCGCUGUCUUCACCCUGGGCAAACGCAUCAACACUCUCACCAUCUCGAUGUCUUACACGCAAGCCAACGAAGACGGGCCGAGCUGGAUGGAGCGCCUUCCACGUAUUCAAUCACGGUCCAAGUCACAGAUGUCUCGCCGAAUGUCGGAGUCUUCCAUGGACGAGAAGAACGGAGACUUUGGCGAGACCGGGCCAGGCCUGCUCCCGCCUCCAGGUUACAAUGGCAACUUCUUGCGUCGACAGAGGGAAGAAGACGAACAGGGCCGAUCAAGCUCUGUGCGCCCAACGUCUCGGUCACGAAAAUCGAAGUGGGAAACGGGCCUUGGUCCUGGUGGCCCCAUUUCGCAGUCCGCAAUCCGCCCUAGCAGACGUGACGAGGAGAAGGCUGAUGGAACCUCGCCAGAUGACGACACUGAUGCAUUUGAUGAUAAGCUGGCCGCUUCAAGCGACAGCUCUUCCAACGGCAAGGGCAAGCUCAAGGAUAGUGAUCGUAGGGACAUAGACCGUGAGGAGGAGAUCUAUCAAGAAGGUCAUCAGACGGUGAUCGAAGACAAGGAGGGCAAUGUCCUUGGUGUCCGAGACAGUCAUGGCGAGCAUGGAGCGGAGCGACGACAAUCUGACAUUCUGGAGGCACGAAGGCUCAUGAAGGAACAGCGCGUGGAACAUGGCGUAUCCCAGAAAGAGCACGAGGGCGAUGCCGAACACGCGCCAGUGAAAGCAGCGGAGGCUGUUGAACAUCCCCACAAGACGUGGCGUAAGCGGAUGCAGAGUUUCACCGGGCACCAUCACGACGACAAUGGCGAUGUGAUCGAGAAGAAGAAGCCUGAGCGACAGCGAGGUCCGGCUUUAGCGUAUCAGUUCGGCAACACCAUCAUCGUCGAGGACGAAGAUGGAGAGGUACUGAAGAAAUACGACAUCCCAGCCAAGCCAAAGGAGUCCAAGGAGCAGCGGCCUGGAGCAACACGCGGCGCCUCAAUGAUCGAGACAUCCGGACGCGCUAUGCAAAGUCUGAAGCGAAUGGGCACGCAUAUGGGUAUUCCAACCCAUCCAGAGGGAGAAUCUUCCAAGAAACAGAAGGAUGAGGCCGACGACAACAACCUUCGUUUCACCCUGACUGCUGGUGGUCGACGGAUGAGCACAUCAGAGUUCAUCCAGCAGAUGAGCCAACUGAACCCGAAGGAUCGCGCCAAGGUGAUACAAGAUAGCAACGUUCCUGAGUCAGUCAAGAAAGAGGCGCAUCAAGACGCAAAGGAUCACCAUCGCCGGACACAGGCUGCAGUCGAGGCCAACAUUCCUCCUGUCAUUGGCGAAGAAGGCGAGGCGCAGCUGCACAAGGUCGAGUCUCCAGAUGCACACAAAGAAGGACACCUUCGUGGCCCCGAGGGGCUGACCCUGGUUGACAGCAACGAAGAGCGUGUGCCAUUCCACUCCGUACGUCAAACUCUCGCGGGUCACUCACAAGACCAGGACAAGGAGACUGCAGCACAGCGCCGACGUCGCCUUGCCGCAGAGCAGAACCAAGGCGGUUCGUCGGCAGAUGGAGAGAGAGAAAGCGACGAAGAGACCCCUGCAGAACGCCGUCGCCGCCUUGCUGCGCUGACGGGUUCAACGUCGCCCCCAGCAAGCCAGGCUCGUCGUCCGAUGUCGCCUAGCAAGCAAGAGUCGAUCUCUAGCGGUGGGUUCGAAGGUGAAACUGCUGCCGAGCGGAAGCGCCGCCUUGGUGCUCUUGGAGUUGGAGGCGAAGACUCUCCGGAGUCUGACUCCGAAGGCGAGCCCGAGACCGGCGACCCAAUGGAAACCGGCCGUGGCACGCAUUCGCAGGCUGCAAAGCAGAACCUCGCACCCCCGAAGGCGCCCGGCAUUCGAUUUGCCGACCAGCCACGCGUCCCCACUAAAGACGAGCGCGCUGCAGAGGACGCAAGACAGAAAGAGGAGUCUGAGACGAAGAAGACCAGGCUCAGCGGCUUCCCCUGGCAAAAGAAGUAGACCGCGGAGCAUGCUCGGCCGCGACCUACACAUUGAGCCGGCAGUUAAUUUGGAGCGAUGUCAGACAUGCAGCGCCACAAGCGUGAAGGCGUGCUGGUUGCUCCGAUCUUUGUAAACAUAUUUGCAUUUCAGCGCGCAUCGUCGUCAAUUUUACCGCACUGCAUAGAAACGUCAAGUUAUACUCCCAUUUAGAGGCAUGAAGCUUUGAUUUAGUUAAUUUAAUGGAAAAUCGCACUCA